AUGGCUUGUUCUGAUGGUGGGGCUGAGCACCAAUGGAUACAGAAUGUCCAGUCAGGAGGCGCAGUUCCUUGUCUACCGCCCGAAAACUGUCCUAGUGGUUGGGCCACUCCUCCCGGCCACACUUUUAUGGUCACGGGCCCAGAAUAUUUUGCAACCAAGGCAAAAAUACCUGGUGGGGAGUAUCUUCUGAAGCCUCUUGUAGUUGAUUGGAUCAAAGGCCCAGUAAAAAUUUGCGAGGUCCUGAAAAAGAGGAACCAUCGUGUGAGGAAAGCCAUCGAUGAGCAGGUUUCUCAUGGCAAUAAACCUUUUGUCUGGGCUUUCAACUUGCAACUACCCAGCAAGGAGAACUACAGUGCGAUAUUUUACUUUGUCUCACUGGAACCUGCACCCGAGGGCUCGCUGAUGGAUCAAUUCCUUAAAGGGGACGAUGCUCUCCGUAAAUCCAGGCUUAAACUGAUAGCAAACAUAGUUAAGGGGCCUUGGAUUGUCCGAAAAGCUGUGGGUGAACAAGCCAUCUGCAUACUUGGCAGAGCACUUUCGUGCAAGUAUGUCGAGGGAUCAAACUUCAACGAAGUUGAUGUGGAUAUUGGGUCUUCCAUAGUUGCAAAUGCAAUUGUUCAUCUGGCAUUUGGUUACGUGGCGACACUGACUAUAGAUUUAGCAUUUGUUAUUGAGAGUCAAGCUGAAUCGGAGCUCCCCGAGAGACUUCUUGGAGCUAUAAGGUUCUCUGAGUUGAGUCCGGGAUCAGCUGGUGUGUACGAAGUGCCAUCUGAAGAGCAGCAGGAAAUUGCUCCAAUUCUGCCUUCAAGAUUAUGGCGGAGUUUUUCCCAACUGCUACAGAACCCAGGCAGCUCAAUGCAGCCGUCGCCUAGCUCAGAAAACACUAACAGAAACUUUCACAAAGAAGAUGCUGGUAACAACGAUAAUUGAUAUCCCUGAAUCCCAUACUAGAGGAGAUGUAUACACCUCCCAUCAAAAGGAUGCCUUCAUUGGUUGAGGAUAAUAUGCCAGUUCAGGCGAUGUGUAAAAGUUGAAUUUGUUUUUAUGACGAUGGGCGACGGCCUCAGGUAGUUGUGGAUUAUCAUAGU
Messenger RNA from Triticum aestivum (bread wheat), 1088 nucleotides. Its product is annotated as protein ENHANCED DISEASE RESISTANCE 2-like. Bases 1 to 930 code for a protein of 309 amino acids. NCBI's taxonomy places the organism in Eukaryota, Viridiplantae, Streptophyta, Magnoliopsida, Poales, Poaceae. The record is from RefSeq and is a predicted model, not a curated record. The transcript has 2 exons.